This is a messenger RNA of Elgaria multicarinata webbii, 2447 nucleotides long. It is a transcript of the gene GOSR1, whose product is annotated as golgi SNAP receptor complex member 1. Gene Ontology annotation, biological process: endoplasmic reticulum to Golgi vesicle-mediated transport; vesicle fusion. Gene Ontology annotation, molecular function: SNAP receptor activity. Gene Ontology annotation, cellular component: cis-Golgi network; Golgi medial cisterna; Golgi membrane. Lineage: Eukaryota; Metazoa; Chordata; Lepidosauria; Squamata; Anguidae. The record is from RefSeq and is a predicted model, not a curated record. The transcript is spliced from 9 exons. The coding region runs from base 31 to 789 and encodes 252 amino acids.
GCCUAGGAGGGCUGACGUUGGACAACAAAGAUGGCGGCGGCGGGGGGCAGCAGCAACUACUGGGAAGAUCUGCGGAAGCAGGCGCGACAGCUGGAGAAUGAACUGGACCUCAAGCUGGUCUCCUUCAGCAAGCUGUGCACUAGCUACAGCCACAGCAACUCCCGGGACGGAAGGCGCGACAGGCACAGCUCUGACACCACCCCUCUCCUGAAUGGAUCAAGCCAAGAUCGGAUGUUUGAAACGAUGGCUGUGGAAAUUGAACAGCUCCUGGGAAAGCUCACGGGAGUCAAUGACAAAAUGGCUGAGUACGCCAACAGCGCCGGAGUCCCCUCCCUCAACGCUGCCCUGAUGCACACCUUACAGCGGCACCGAGACAUCCUGCAGGACUACACACACGAAUUCCAUAAAACCAAAACCAACUUCCUGGCCGUGCGGGAAAGAGAGAACCUCAUGGGUUCGGUCCGGAAAGAUAUAGAGUCGUACAAAAGUGGCAGCGGGGUGAACAACAGGCGGACGGAGCUCUUUCUGAAAGAACACGAUCAUCUUCGAAACUCCGAUCGGCUGAUAGAAGAGACUAUAAGCAUUGCCAUGGCAACGAAAGAAAACAUGACUUCGCAGCGAGGGGUGAUGAAGUCCAUCCAGAGCAAGAUGAACACUUUGGCCAAUCGCUUCCCAGCUGUGAACAACCUGAUCCAACGGAUCAACCUGCGCAAGCGACGGGACUCCCUCAUCCUGGGCGGUGUCAUCGGGAUCUGCACCAUCCUCUUGCUGCUCUACGCUUUCCAUUGACGGACGCUUUGUACAGAGACUUCUGGGCUGCCGGAGUGGCCGACUGAGCUCCAGGAGGGGCACAGGGAGGCAAAGACUGUUGCAGCGCAGCCGCUGCGGCGAAAAUCGGGGCCGAACCGGAAAGAUGUACUCCCCUCCUCUGGGCCGCAGGUUCUGAAAUUGGCCCGCUAUCUUGUUUCGGUUUUGCUCAAACUUCCACUUCCUCUGAUCAAACCUUCCCCUGUUUUUCUCUCUCUCCUGGAAUGGAGUCAAACUGAGCAGGGGCUCGAAACGGAACCACCUCCGAUUUUUAACGCCCUUGUGCGUUUUCUCACACCCAUCUCCCCUCCCUCUGCCUCCGCCCACCCACCCCCCAAAUUUAAACCAGCUCCUUGAAUAUUUGUUCUCCGCAAGGAAGACCUUUAAGCCAGCCAUUGCGGGUUUGAUUUGAAAACAACUGAGAUGGCAAAUAGUACUUGAACUCCAACUGAAUAGGAGGGUAGAGGAUGUAGAAACCCCCUCCCUUUUUUUGUAAAAAGGGAUAAGGGCAGAUGUCUCAGUUCCACCUCCUCGAGGGUGACCCAAGCAUAUCAAAUCUGAAUUUUGCCUUCGGCCGUUGCAUCGACAGGCAGGACCUCACGUUCGCCCCCUGCUUUUUGUUUAAAGAUUCUAUUUUAAUUUAGAUGAAAAGCUAUCCUAAACUUUAUUUUUUAAUAUUGGGCAGGGGGCAAGGGAGGGGCAGCCAUGUUGACAUGGAGAAUUCUGGUUCGUCAAAUAUGUUCUUGGUGUGUGUCGCUUUUAACCAUUCUUUUCUCAGAUCUACCUUUGACCAAUCAUCAAAAUGCAGCUUUUCCCUGUUCCACCUCCUGCAAUUCUAAUUUGCCAUUCUGCUCUUCUUCUAACAAACACUCUAGACUCCCAUUUUUAAAGAACAACAACCUGAAAACCCCCAAAAGAAAUUCUUCUUUUUUAAUUGUUGCACAAUUCCACUGCAGCCUCUCUUGUCUCAAAAACGAAUCGUCAUCUUGGUCAUUUUAAAAAAAAUCUACGCCGCGAGCGAAUGCGGACCUUCAUCCGUUCCCUUUCACUAGACGCUGAGUCGAUCUAGAACCUUUGCCGUGGCGAACGCUUCUCCCACAGACUGCGAUUAACCUUUUUUCGAGUCCGGCAAAAACCUGCGCGGCGCAAAACCUUUCAACGUCACACUCGAACGUUUUGCUCAGGUGGACCCUGAAAUCGACCGCUGUACAGAUUCACAUCUUCAUUGGACUGAGUUCCAAAGCGGAUUAACUGUUGACUCUCUUUGGGUUUUAAAGGCAAUUUACCAUUAGCGCUGAUGACAUUGGGCAGGCUGGAAGGAAGGAGGACGGGGUUUAUGCCUUUUUGUCUAUAAGGGUUGGUUGCUGUUAGGGACUUGCGCCAGUUUCAAAUAAACUCCUUAGUUCGCUUUCUGAAAACAGCAACAAUGAAGUUAAAAAGGAUAAAGUGAAUUUACUAUUGAAGCUUUUGUGUUUAAGAGUUGUCCUUGGGACACUCCGUUUUCUCUUCUCUCUUUUUGAACCCCAUAUGGGGGGGUCUGUACUCUGUUGAGACGGGAAGAAUUGGGUCGCUUUCUGUAACUGGCGAAUUAAUAAGUUAAGCACUAUCCCUAAAUAAAAUGCAUUUAUUUAAUCUUAGAA